UUUGCCGGAACUCCUGGCUAUUUAUCACCCGAAGUACUUAAGAAGGACCCGUACGGCAAACCUGUUGAUAUCUGGGCCUGUGGGGUAAUACUGUACAUAUUAUUAGUUGGUUACCCACCGUUUUGGGAUGAGGAUCAGCACAGACUUUAUGCACAAAUAAAGGCCGGAGCUUAUGAUUAUCCGUCUCCAGAAUGGGAUACAGUGACACCGGAAGCCAAGAACCUAAUCAACUCAAUGCUGACCGUGAAUCCGGCCAAACGGAUAACAGCGGCCGAAGCCCUGAAGCACCCGUGGAUUUGCCAACGGGAAAGAGUCGCCUCAACUCUGCACAGACAGGAGACGGUCGACUGCCUUAAGAAAUUCAAGCGGUCUGCUUUCGACUUCCCGCGAUAUGACUGGUGCUUGCUUCAGGGUCAGGAUUGGGUGGGCGGCCACGGCUACGGCCGCGGCGGUCCGCCGCCGCCGCUGCCCAACACUCUGAUACCUAAGUCGGCGUUUUAUUUAUAUCCGUCUCCAGAAUGGGAUACAGUGACACCGGAAGCCAAGAACCUAAUCAACUCAAUGCUGACCGUGAAUCCGGCCAAACGGAUAACAGCGGCCGAAGCCCUGAAGCACCCGUGGAUUUGCCAACGGGAAAGAGUCGCCUCAACUCUGCACAGACAGGAGACGGUCGACUGCCUUAAGAAAUUCAACGCCAGACGAAAGCUGAAGGGCGCUAUACUGACCACAAUGCUGGCCACUCGCAACUUUUCUAGUAAGUCCUCAUCCGAACGAAGUCCCAGUCCUAACCCACCCGCCGGUGCCGAUGCCGGCGCCGCCGCCGCCGCUGCCCAACACUCUGAUACAUAA
This is a messenger RNA of Medioppia subpectinata, 849 nucleotides long. The record is from the annotation of a GenBank genome assembly. Lineage: Eukaryota; Metazoa; Arthropoda; Arachnida; Sarcoptiformes; Oppiidae.